UAUCAUUGCAUUCUCAGUAAAAGUAUAGUAGAAGGCAAUUAAGAAUGAAGUCUCAAGGUGUUUUCAUUUUCCUUGCCCUUGUUCUUCUUGCGUGUUCGACUUUCGCAGAGGAAGCCAAACAUGAAACAUCAGAUGAUGAACUGAAAGGAACCAUGCAAGGGGGCCAGUGCAGAUACAGAUAUUGCUGUGGCGUAAUGGGUCCCAAAGGGUGCACGAGAUAUUGUUGCAGGGCAGAUGAUGAACUGAAAGGAACCAUGCAAGGGGGCCAGUGCAGAUACAGAUAUUGCUGUGGCGUAAUGGGUCCCAAAGGGUGCACGAGAUAUUGUUGCAGGGCAGGAAGCCAAGUCGAGCCAACCCAUGAUAUAGAUAGCAGUGGCGCUGCCGGUGGCGCUGGUGGUGCUGAUGGUGGAACUGAAUCGCAAGCGGAAACCAAGAACUAGUUGUAAUUAGUAAUAGCACGCCAUGCAUCCGUGUGUAUAUGUGCGUACACACACACGUACGUAUGUCUGUAGUAAUUGAAAUAAAAGGAUCGAUGAUGCAUGGUUGUUGUUAGUGUUUUCCAAAUAUAAAUAAGAACGAAUGUUCUCUUAAUCUGAUCAAA
Molecule: messenger RNA, 601 nt
Organism: Sesamum indicum (sesame)
Lineage: Eukaryota; Viridiplantae; Streptophyta; Magnoliopsida; Lamiales; Pedaliaceae
Source: RefSeq, a predicted model, not a curated record